Molecule: messenger RNA, 1182 nt
Organism: Neoarthrinium moseri
Lineage: Eukaryota; Fungi; Ascomycota; Sordariomycetes; Amphisphaeriales; Apiosporaceae
Exons: 8
Coding region: 1-1182 (393 amino acids)
Biological process (GO): transmembrane transport; monoatomic cation transport
Cellular component (GO): membrane
Molecular function (GO): monoatomic cation transmembrane transporter activity
Source: RefSeq, a predicted model, not a curated record
AUGACGGGCGAGAACGAGAUCAACACGUCGACCACGGGCGUCCAGUCUGGCGGAAUGAUUCCGCCAUCGUUGGCGACCACAGCCGACCCAGCAGAUCCACUAGACAUCGCCCGCCUCCGCUGCGAAGACACCUCAGGAAAGCAGAUGAAGGCUCAAUACCCGAACGCGAACAAGGCCAAGCUGAAGGCGUACUACACGAGGCAGAAUGAACUCAUCGACCAAUACCUAGGAUCCAACGACGAGGAGCGUACUUCGGGCGAAGAAAGUGACCGCGUGGGUCCAAAGGUCAAGUUCGCCGUUAAUGCUUCGUUCUCGGUCAACCUUUGCCUGUUCGCGAUUCAGCUGUACGCCGCUAUAUCUACCGGGUCACUAUCGUUGUUCGCGACGGCCGCCGAUGCGUUUAUGGAUCUCGUCUCCUCUUGCGUCAUGCUCGUAACGUCUCGCAUGGCCUCGAAGCCCAAAUUACACAAGUUUCCAGUGGGUCGCACCAGGAUGGAGACUAUCGGCGUCAUUCUAUUCUGCGCCCUCAUGACCACUGUCGCUAUUGAGCUGCUGAUUGAGUCUGGCCGUACUCUCGGUUCGGGACACUCGGACAGCGGGCAGCAGCUGAACAUUGUCCCAAUGAUCUGUGUCUGCGUAGCCAUCGGGGCCAAGUUCACUUUGAUGUGCUACUGUUUCUUAUACAGGAAGCAUCCCUCUGUUCACGUGUUCUUUAUUGAUCACCGAAACGACAUCUUUGUGAAUUCAUUUGGGCUUAUCAUGUCCGUCGUGGGCGAGCGUUUCGUUUGGUACCUGGAUCCAAUCGGUGCCAUUUGCAUCGCUCUCCUCAUCCUGUUCUCUUGGGUGUCUAAUGCCUUCGAGCAAGUCUGGCUCCUUGUCGGUAAGGGUGCUCCUAAGGAGUACAUCUCGAAACUGAUCUACAUCGCCAUGACUCAUGAUCCCAAUAUUACAAAGAUCGAUACGUGCCGAGCUUAUCACGCGGGCCAGAGAUACUAUGUGGAAGUCGAUAUUGUCAUGCAUCCUGAUACGCCCCUUCGAAUCUCCCACGACGUCAGCCAGUCCUUGCAGAGGAAGCUGGAAGGCCUUGCCGAUGUUGAGAGAGCGUUUGUUCAUGUUGACUAUGAGUACGAGCACGAUGUCCACGAGGAGCAUAAACCUCUCUUUGAUAGAACUAAGUCGUAG